This is a messenger RNA of Nymphaea colorata (pocket water lily), 2772 nucleotides long. Its product is annotated as vacuolar-sorting receptor 3-like. The transcript has 13 exons. The coding region runs from base 368 to 2377 and encodes 669 amino acids. Lineage: Eukaryota; Viridiplantae; Streptophyta; Magnoliopsida; Nymphaeales; Nymphaeaceae. Gene Ontology annotation, molecular function: calcium ion binding. The record is from RefSeq and is a predicted model, not a curated record.
UUUCCCUUUCCCUGGGCGUUAGUGUCAAAAGCCUCUACCUCUUCCCUUUCCCUUUCCCUGGGCGUUAGUGUCAAAAGGACUAGGUCAUUGUGCUCCGAUUCCACCCUCCUUUCCUCCUCCACCCAAAAAAGUCCAAAAAAGUUUUAGUUCAACACCUAACGCCAGGUGAUCAGGACCAUCAAUGGAGGGUCGCCCUCUCACUUUUACUAAAUUUGCGCCCAGAGCACUCAACGGUGAAAAGCCGAUCUCCCGCCGACUCUCUGUGGCGUGAGAUCUCCAACCACAUUCUCAUUUCCUUGCUCGGGAGGCACAACAAAAGGCAUCACCUGUCUCAUAAUCUUCAGUGGUACGGCUGCUGUACUGAUGGAUGUGCCCGUGUCGUCGCAAAACUAGAUUUUUGACGACUACCCACUUAAUCAAAGCCACUAAAUCUCGUGAAUUUCUAGUCUCAUCAUCAUCACUGCUCGCGCUUUUUCCGAUGGGGAUGGUGAAAUUUUUUGCCUUCCUUUGGUCGGUUUCCCUUCUGGGCUUGAAGGUUCUUGUCCUGGGAAAGUUUGUAGUGGAGAAAAAUAGUCUCAGGGUGACGUCUCCGGACAGUAUCAAGGGAACUUAUGAUAGCGCUAUUGGAAAUUUUGGAGUGCCUCAAUAUGGAGGAAGUAUGGCUGGAACCGUUCUCUAUCCGAAGGAAGAUAGCAAGGCGUGCAAAGGGUUUGAUGAAUUUGAACUCUCUUUCAAGUCGAAGCCUGGUGCUCUCCCUAAUUUUGUAUUGGUUGACCGCGGAGAUUGCUUCUUUGCACUAAAGGUUUGGAAUGCUCAAAAUGCGGGAGCUGCAGCUGUCUUAGUUGCAGAUGACACAGAAGAGCCCUUGAUUACCAUGGACUCACCACAAGAGGAUGACACAACACUUAAAUAUAUUGAAAACAUAACAAUUCCAUCUGCCCUUAUUACCAAAGCAUUCAGUAAUGAACUGAAGAAAGCCAUCAGAAAUGGUGAAAUGGUCAGCGUGAACCUGGACUGGAGAGAGGCUGUUCCCCAUCCAGAUGAUCGGGUGGAAUAUGAACUGUGGACAAACAGCAAUGAUGAAUGUGGUCCCAAAUGUGACAUGCUGAUGGGGUUCAUCAAGGAUUUCAAAGGAGUAGCUCAAAUUCUUGAGAAAGGUGGUUAUAGUCAGUUUACGCCACAUUACAUAACCUGGUACUGUCCUAAGGCAUUCACAGUGAGUAAGCAAUGCAUGUCUCAGUGCAUUAACCAUGGGAGGUACUGUGCACCUGAUCCUGAGCAGGACUUCACUCAAGGCUACAAUGGGAAAGAUGUGGUGAUUGAAAACCUUAGGCAGCUUUGUGUAUUUAAGGUUGUAAGUGAGAGCAAAAGGCCAUGGAUCUGGUGGGAUUAUGUUACUGAUUUUCAGAUCAGAUGUCCGAUGAAGGAAAAGAAGUACAACAAGGAAUGUGCUGAUGCAGUGAUCAAAUCUCUUGGUCUUGAUCACAAGAAGAUAGAAGAUUGCAUGGGAGAUCCAGAUGCUGAUACUGAAAACCCUGUCCUCAAGGCAGAGCAAGAUGCACAAAUUGGAAAAGGAUCUAGGGGUGAUGUUACCAUACUUCCUACUCUUGUAGUGAAUAAUCGCCAAUAUCGAGGAAAGCUGGACAGGGGUGCUGUACUCAAAGCAAUUUGUGCUGGUUUUCAGGAAACAACCGAACCUUCUGUCUGCCUGAGUCCUGAUAUGGAAACAAAUGAAUGUUUGAAUGACAAUGGUGGUUGCUGGCAAGACAAAGCUUUGAAUGUCACUGCUUGUAAGGAUACAUUUCGUGGGCGGGUAUGUGAGUGCCCGCUGGCUCAAGGUGUACAGUUCAAGGGAGAUGGUUAUAGCUCUUGCGAAGCAAAUGGACCAGGAAGAUGCAAGCUCAAUCAUGGAGGCUGUUGGCACGAAAGUCGAAACGGAUUAACUGCCUCUGCAUGUUCUGACCAGACCAAUGGAUGCAAAUGUCCUUCUGGAUUCAGAGGUGAUGGGUUCAAGAAAUGUGAAGAUAUCAAUGAAUGUAAGGAGAAGACAGCUUGUCAGUGUCCAGAAUGCCACUGUGAUAAUACAUGGGGAGGCUAUGAGUGCCAUUGUAGUGGGGAUCUUCUGUACAUCAGAGACCAUGAUACCUGCAUAAGUAAGAAGGCUCAAGAAGCAAAGACCAUAUGGACAGCUGUCUGGGUGAUUUUGGUUGGUUUGGCUGUGGCUGCACUAGGUGCAUAUAUUGUCUACAAGUAUAGACUGAGGUCUUACAUGGAUUCAGAAAUCAGGGCAAUUAUGGCUCAAUACAUGCCACUUGAUAGCCAAUCGGAGGUCCCAAGCCAUUCCCAUGAUGAGCAUGCACAAAAUCAAAAUGGUUAAGGAGCUAUUUGUCUUGAUUCCACAAGAUGAUUUAAAAAGAAAGUGAAGAUGGUUUCCAAGGUUUGCAUGACUGCAAAUUCAUCCACCAAGGGAGAAGAUAGAUUCACGUGCAUGUUUUUUUCAUUUGCCACUUAUAGUCUGCAAACAGGUGCUGCUUCAAUGCAAAAUCACAUGUCAGUACUGUAGCAAUAACGGGACAAGCAGUGACAGCAAGAAGUAUGUUUCUGUUCGGAAAGAAUCAUUUGGUUUCAAAGCUUCAAUAUCCAUGUAAACUGGACUCUGAAUCUUCAAACUGUGUUUCGCAAUGUGUCAGUUUAAUUUGGAACCUUGGGAGAUCAAAGAUCGUUGUUGAGCUGGCAUCUGUCAAUUUUUUAGCUGCUGCAGUUAUUAUUGUA